Molecule: messenger RNA, 1005 nt
Organism: Penicillium concentricum
Lineage: Eukaryota; Fungi; Ascomycota; Eurotiomycetes; Eurotiales; Aspergillaceae
Product: isopenicillin N synthase family dioxygenase
Exons: 3
Coding region: 1-1005 (334 amino acids)
Molecular function (GO): dioxygenase activity
Source: RefSeq, a predicted model, not a curated record
AUGGCUAUUCCAACGCUCGAUUACUCCAAGUUCCAGAGCGGCUCGGACGCAGAACGUCGUGAAUUCGCCUCUGCUCUAACGGAAGGGUUCAUGGGCCUCGGUUUUGUCAAGCUGAUCAACCACGGCUUCUCCAAGGAUGAAAUUAAUCAUUUGUUCCAAUUAAACCAAGAUUUUUUCGACUUGCCUAAUUCAUGCAAAGCUAGCAUCCAGAAUGAUGAAGGUCCCAAGCCGCAACGAGGAUGGAGUAGCCUCGGAGCCGAAAAGACGGGCCUACUGAACCCAGGCGGCAAGACUAAUCUCGCUAAAACCGAUCAACACGACCUCCAAGAUGCGAAGGAGCACUUCGAUACAGGCCCAGCUGGGGACAUGCAAUAUCAGAACAAAUGGCCCUCUCCGGAUCGCCUGCCCGGGUUUCGACCAUGGCUGGAGUCAUACUUUAGCCGUAGCCAAGCCAUCACGCUGGGGCUGAUGGCAGCGCUGGAGCUGGGUCUGGGGAUUCCCGAGGGUAGCUUCGUUGGCUUGUGCCAGGGCCACGCCAGUGAGCUGCGACUGAAUCACUACCCUUCCAUUGCCCUCCGCACGCUCGAGGAAGGGAAGACAAGCCGUAUUUGGCCCCAUACUGACUUCGGCAUCAUCACGCUCCUGGCGCAGGAUGACCGUGGCGGGCUUGAGGUGCAAAACAGGGAGGCCCCGGAUGAGUUCAUCCCCGCGCCGCGCGAGGAUCCGACUGAGUUUGUGGUGAACAUCGGCGACACCCUCGAAAGGUGGACGAAUGGCGUCUUCGAGGCGGGCAUGCACAGGGUCACAACUCCGCAAGGCGAGAGAUUUUCCAGCGGCAACGAUAAGAUGUUGCCGGCGCGGCGAUCCAUUGCCUUUUUCCUUAAGGCUCACCGGGAUAUGUCCGUUGGACCGCUGCCACAGUUUGUGACGGAUUCAUGUCCUUCCCACUAUGAGGACAUGACGGCUUUGGAGUAUCAGCAGUUGCGGACGAAUAUCGUUUAUUAG